GUGGUUGUUUUUUUCACGAUGUGCAAACAGAUGAGUUGGAUAUUUGUUGUCCUUAUAUUUCAUGACUAAAAUGAAACUCUCUUUCUUCAACCCCCCCACAGAUAAGGGCUCCAUCAUGACUCACAGUGAAGAGGAAGAUGGAGCCGAGAGGGACCAGCAGCAGCCUCUCAUUCUGGAACGAGUGGAGAAGGAAACGGCCCAAAGCUGGCAGUCCGUUGUGUCGCAUCGUCUGAAGAAACACUGCGUGUGCACCUCAAAGAAAGCUAAAUCCAAAAUACUGGGCUUCGUCCCCAUCCUGAGAUGGCUGCCACGCUACCAGCUCAGGGAAUGGCUGCUGGGCGACGCCAUGUCGGGGCUGAUUGUGGGGAUCCUACUGGUCCCUCAGUCCAUAGCCUACUCCCUAUUGGCCAGUCAGGACCCCAUAUACGGUCUCUACACUUCUUUCUUCACCUCGAUCAUCUACGCGAUCUUCGGCACUUCCAGACACAUCUCAGCGGGGGUGUUCGGGGUGCUCUGCCUGCUCGUGGGUCAGGUUGUGGAUCGGGAAUUGGCUUUGGCAGGAUACCUCACAGGGAGCGGCGGCGGCAUCGGCGGUAACGAUAGCGCCGUCCUGCUGGCUGACCUGGGGACUGGCACCGUCGGGGUGGGAUGUGACAAGAGCUGCUACGCUAUCGCGGUGGGAGCAACACUUACCUUUACUGCUGGGGUUUACCAGGUGCUGAUGGGCAUCUUCCAGGUCGGCUUCGUCUCAGUCUACCUCUCGGACUCCCUCCUCAGCGGCUUCGCUACAGGAGCCUCCCUGACCAUCUUCACUUCCCAGUUCAAAUACCUUCUGGGCCUGAAGAUCCCCAGGCCUCAAGGCUGGUUCGUUCUGUUCAAGACCUGGUACAGCUUGCUCGCCAACCUGGCAAACACCAACGUGUGUGACCUGGUGACCAGUUUGGUGUGUUUGCUCAUCCUGAUACCCGUCAAGGAGCUCAACAAUCGCUUCAAAGCCAAGCUGAAGGCUCCAAUCCCCUUCGAGCUCUUCGUGGUGAUAAUAGCAACACUGGCCUCUCACUUUGGACACUUCAACACCGACUACGGGUCGGACGUGGCGGGCGACAUCCCGACGGGCUUCCUCCCUCCCCAGCUGCCGAUGUGGACUCUGAUCCCCAACGUGGCCGUCGACGCCUUCUCCAUCGCCAUCGUGGGAUUCGCCAUCACCGUCUCACUGUCGGAGAUGUUUGCCAAGAAGCACGGCUACACGGUGGACGCCAACCAGGAGAUGUACGCCAUCGGCCUCUGCAACAUCCUGCCGUCGUUCUUCCGCUGCUUCACCAGCAGCGCUGCACUGACCAAGACCCUCGUGAAGGAGUCCACCGGGUGCCAGACUCAGGUCUCUGGGCUGGUCAGUGCCCUUGUUCUGCUGCUGGUGCUGCUGGUUAUCGCACCUCUCUUCUAUUCCCUUCAAAAGUGUGUGUUAGCCGUCAUCAUCCUGGUCAACCUGCGCGGAGCUUUACGGAAGUUCCUCGACAUUCCCGGCAUGUGGCGGGUCAACCGCGUGGACGCCGCCAUCUGGCUGACCACCAUGGCGACCUCGGCGCUGGUCAACACAGAGCUGGGUCUGCUCGUGGGGGUUCUGGUGUCCGCCCUCAGCGUCCUGGGCCGAACCCAGCAAGCCCGGGUCCUGGAGCUCGGCCGGGCUCCAACCAGGGAGCACUACGAGGACCUGUCUUCUUACCGCGGCCUCCGGACGCAUCCCGACGUGGCCGUGUUCAGGUACGGGGCUCCAAUCUAUUACGCCAACCAGAGCAUGUUCAAGAAAUCUCUCUACAAGUGUGUGGGGCUCGAUCCUGUGAAGGAGAAAACUCAGCUCAUGAAGUUCAAGAAGAAGAACAAACGGCAGCAGGAGGAGGUCGCAGGAGUCCCAAAUAUGAAGUCAGAGAGUGACGGUAAAGAGGAGGGAGCGACUGUAACCCUGAUGCUCCACAAGAAGCCCCGUAGCUUACGCGGCGUGGUGAUCGACUGCAGCUCCGUCUUGUUUCUAGACACUGCCGGAGUGAACGCUCUGAAAGAUGUCCGCAAAGAUUACGCAGAACUCCGGAUCAAGGUUGUCCUGGCCCAGUGCAAUACCUCAGUACUGGACUCACUGGAAAGAGGGGGAUACGACGGAGGAGAAGGUACCAUCUUAUUCUUCACCAUCGCAGACGCCGUCGCCUACGUCCAAAGCCUCUCCGCUCCAAACGGAGAUUAUGGCGGCAAAUGAGAGAUCUGUUUAUCCAAAUCUGUUUACAUUUAUGCAAUAUCCAUUGUUACCGAUGUGCCUUGUGAUGCUACGGUAUCACACAUCUACCCUACACGACUGCUGCAGACAAGUCUUUAUUUCACACAGUUUCAGCACGAUCCUGUGAUUCUAGAAGCAUUUAAAGUCGUCCUCAUAGAAACGAAGCCAAAGAACUUAUAGAAACAAUGAAAACUUCACUUUGAGACCCAUUUUAUUAUUCGUGUACAAACACCCAAAGGACUUCUUGAAAAGUAACAAACUACAUAUUAUUUAUAUAUAAAUAUUUAUUUAUAGGUCCGUCCUAAAUCAAUUUGAAUGACUCUGAAAUUGAAAAUGUACAUCUAAUGUAUUAGUACAAUAGCCGUUUACUUCCUACAUCUACUGUAUAACACAUUACAUUUAGAAGUUUUUGAUCUCACUAGUAGAGUCCCUACAAUAUGUAGUGACAUGCAGAGUGGAUGAAAACAUGUAUUAUAUUUCACAGCAAGGACUGUAGUUAACUAUAAUGAUAUACUAUAACCGUCGUGGAGCUCCUGUCCAUCAUUUGCAAGCCUGUGAUUAUUUUGGUCAGAUGACGUCUGUUGGGAAGAGUGCAAAAAAAGUCUUCCUUUUUAAAUGCAUACUGUGCAGUUCUUCGACAACAUGAACCAUGAACGUACUGUAAUUGAUGGUCCACGAUGCGAUUUCCUCUCAGGCCGGUGGUCAUGUUUACACAGCCGUAAAGCAGUAGGUGACCUGUGACUGACUCGAUGGGAGAAGCUCGACUCGAGCGAACAAAGCAGUGCGUUUCUGUGUACUUUACAUUCAGCAGCCUCCAUGAAGCUGAACUGCAGUUUAUAGCGAUGCCCACACACACACACACACACACACACACACUCAAUGUUUUCAUAUCAGGUCCUUCGUCAUAUGAUUGACGGUCACCUUUUACUGUUGCGAUGUACAUCAUUUCUUUCCAUAAGCUCGUGAGUCACAAUCUUCUCGUUACCGUUUCUUUAAAGUUUUUUGUUUUCCGGUUAUUUCAUGAGAACAAAGGUCGUGUUUUUAACGUGAACGGUCUCCUUUUUAUUUGAAUAAGCUGGCAGGUCUCUACUGAACCAUGUGUCACUCUGAUGGAGUACUUCCUGUUUGCUGAGGGUGACAACAUUACUGACCGUUACUGUAGCUCGGUGAGUACAUGAUUAUCAGCUGGAGGGGGGGAGGGGGGCAAAGUUUGAAAGAAAAGCACUUUUGUGUGAACGCCGUGUGAUAUUAGCUCCAGGACACGGUCACGUUGAAUUUAAGGUAGAAGCUCAAACUAGCUCACGUCUUUCUGUGCAAGAGAUUAGCUCAUCACACUAGGAGCCUGUAUGUUAUAUUAAAUGCAUUCAUUUGAAACUAUUGUUUAAAUCAUGGCGGUCCAUUCAUUUCUAUUUCUGUAAUAGAAGGGUUGGUUACAGGGUGGUGUUCUUAGUUAAAGGUUAAGAGUUUUUCACACGGGCGAUGCAAAACAGAUCAAUGCACCAGCAAGAGGAAGGGGAGAAGGCCGCUGGAAUGAACUCUCAUUAGUUAAACCUGAAGGAUACCCACAAUGCAUUCUGUUCAGUAACACCGAAUGUAAACACGACUUUAGUUUGUUCAAAACAAACCUCCACAGGGCCAAACAUGCUGUACAUUAAGGUCUUCUGUAAAGUUAUCUGAACUGCCUUGUUGUUGAAAGAUGCUGCAGAAAUGAACCUUUCCGUUCACACACAAACAUAAAAGGGAGAAUGAAUCCUGUUGGGGAUAAACUCAGUGCAUCUACAUUGUGUUUGUAGCUUUAUCAUGCUUUUAUCCUGACAAGUGAAUUACAGGUUCGCGCAUAGUUUUAGAUUAUUUUGUAUACAUUUAUAAAUAUGUUAAUCUAUGCAAAAUAAGUCAACUUUUAUUUUGACAGUUGACUUGGCGUCAAAAUGUCAAGUCUUCGAAUAAAGUUUGUUGCCUUAAAUCGCUGUGCUUCAG
Anarrhichthys ocellatus (wolf-eel) is the source of this 4243-nucleotide messenger RNA. It is a transcript of the gene slc26a2, whose product is annotated as solute carrier family 26 member 2. Bases 62 to 2248 code for a protein of 728 amino acids. Gene Ontology annotation, molecular function: secondary active sulfate transmembrane transporter activity. Gene Ontology annotation, biological process: sulfate transmembrane transport. NCBI's taxonomy places the organism in Eukaryota, Metazoa, Chordata, Actinopteri, Perciformes, Anarhichadidae. The record is from RefSeq and is a predicted model, not a curated record. Gene Ontology annotation, cellular component: membrane. The transcript is spliced from 4 exons.